CCUAAUCAAUGCAAGCAUACUAGUCACUACUCUCUUAAACUUCAUCAAGCUUAAUUCAUAAACCCACCUCCAAUUAUACAUGGCUUCCAACCAAACAACGUCAUCACCAUCUUCUUCAGCUCCUCCUAUGAGGAAAUUUGAUGUGUUCCUUAGCUUUAGAGGCGAGGAUACUCGCAGAGGCUUUACUGGUCAUUUGUAUGCUGCUUUGACUCAAAGACAUAUUUACACAUUUAUGGAUAAUGAAGAGCUUCAGAAGGGAAAAACUAUUGCACCAGAACUUCUCAAGGCCAUUGAAGAAUCAUUGAUUGCAGUUGUCAUUAUAUCAACAAACUAUGCCUCUUCAACAUGGUGUUUAGAUGAGCUUUUGAAGAUUUCUGAGUGUCAUAAUAAGAAAUUGAACAAUGGACAGACACAGACAGUUUUUCCUAUAUUCUAUCAAGUGGAUCCAUCAGAGGUCAGAAAGCAAACUGGAGUUUUUGGAGAAGCCUUUGUCAAACAUGAGCAACACCAUGUAGGGAAGGUGAAAAUGUGGAGAGAUGCCUUAACUCAAGUAGCCAAUAUCGCUGGAUGGGAUUUGAGACUCAGGCCUGAGCAUGAAGUUAUUAAUGAGAUAGUUGAAAAGAUUUUAAGUAUAUUAAAACGCACAUCAACAAGUGUUAACAACAGGAACUUAAUUGGAAUGGAUUCUAGAAUUGACAAAAUGAUUUCAUACUUGGAAUUAGGGAGAUCAAAUGAUGUUCUCACAUUAGGAAUAUGGGGGAUGGGCGGUAUUGGAAAGACUACUCUUGCACAGGAAAUAAUGAGUAAGAUCAAAGGCCAUUUUGAAAGUAGUUGCUUUGUUAGAAAUGUUAGGGAGGAAUCUGAAAAGCAUAAUGGUCUGUAUCAAUUACAAAAAGAUUUAUAUAAUUGCUUGUUGGGAUAUAGUUGUGAUGAUUUUAGUAGUGUGGGAGAUAGAUUGCGCUAUAAGAAAGUGCUUAUCAUUCUAGAUGAUGUUGAUCAACUAAAACAAAUAGAAACCUUGGUGAGAAACUGUGAUGAGCAGCAUGAAUGGUUUGGUCCAGGGAGCAGAAUCAUUGUAACAACUAGAAAUGCACACUUGUUAAAGAGAUUUGGAGAGAAUAACAUCUAUGAAGUUGAUAAGUUAGAUGAAGAAGAAGCUCUUCAACUCUUUUCUAGGAAAGCCUUUCGUAUGGACCACCCUACAGAUGGUUAUAAAGACAAGACCAACGAGGUUGUGAAAUAUGCCAAUGGUCUUCCUUUGGCUCUUGAAGUGUUGGGUUCUUUCUUGUAUGGGAGAAAUAUAGAUGCGUGGUCAAGCACGUUGGAGAGACUAAAGCAGCAUCCUAACGAAGACAUUGUUGGUCCACUUCAAGUAAGUUUUGAUGGUUUAAAACGUACAGAGAAGGCAAUGUUUCUGGACAUCGCAUGUUUCUUUAAGGGAGAGGGAAAAUGUCGUUUGAUAAAGAUACUUGGAACUUGUGACUAUUCUCCCCUCAUCGAUAUAGAGGUCCUGGUUGAAAAAUCUUUGGUAACUGUUGUAGGAGAUAAAUUGUGGAUGCAUGAUUUGCUACAGGAGUUGGGUUGGGAUAUUGUUCGUCAAGAAUCUCCUCAACAGCCUGGAAACCGCAGCAGGUUGUGGCUUCAACAAGAUAUUUUUAAUGUAUUUGGAGAGAAAAAGGGAACACAAGCUGUGGAAGGCAUAUUUUUAUGCAUGCCUAAAACAGAUCAAGUGUUGUACUUGAAUUCUGAUCCUUUCUCCAAGAUGUGUUAUAUGAGAUUGUUGAAGAUGUGUAAUGUGAACUUUUCUGGAUGUAUUAUUGGCUCUUUUCCUAAGGAGUUACGGCUUCUGGAAUGGCAUGGAUAUCCUUUAAAAUCUUUGCCAUCAAGUUUCCAACCUCAUAAACUUGUUGAACUCAACUUGUCUAACAGUUGUAUUGAAAAGAUAUCAUGGAGGGAGAACGUGGUAUCAGAAAGCUUAAUGUUGAUCAAUCUUAGCAAUUGCACGUACUUGACCAAGACCCCAAACUUCAAUACAACCCCAAAUCUUGAAAGAUUAAUUCUUAGAGGUUGUAAAAGGCUAUCAGUGAUUCACCCAUCCAUUGGAGUUCUCGAGAGACUUGUUUUACUGAAUUUGAAAGAUUGUGAAUCUCUUAAGAUACUCGUCAAGGAGAUGAGCUUGGGAUCUCUUAAAACUUUAAUUCUUUCAGGAUGUUCAAAGCUCAACAAGUUUCCAGAGAUUGUGGGAAACAUGAAGGAGUUAACCCAACUUUAUUUGGAUGGGACUGCUAUAAUUGAGCUGCUAGAUUCCAUCAAGUCCUUGAGUGGUCUUACUUUGUUGAAUCUAAAAGAUUGUAAAAACCUUCGUAGUCUUCCAAAUAUCAUUUGUAGUUUGACUGCUCUUACAACUCUUAACAUCUCAGGCUGCUCAUGUCUUGAUUACUUCCCAGAGGACCUUGGAAAUUUGGAAUGUUUGGAAGAACUUGAUGCAAGUGAAACUGCCAUAAGAGAAGUACCUUCCUCAGUUACACAGUUGAAGAACCUCAAGCAGUUAUCUUUCCGCGGAUGCAGUGGCAUGCCUCAUAAGUCAUGCCUAUUGUUCUUUUGUAGUUGUUUGUUUGCGACAGAAGGCUUUGAAUCCGUCAGCUUGAUGUUGCCUAACUCUUUCUUGGGUCUACUCUCUUUGAAAUCAUUAGAUUUAAGUAAAUGCAACCUACAAGAAGCAGCUAUACCUGAUGAUUUUUGGCAUAUGAGCUCACUGGAGCAGCUUGAUUUGAGUGAGAACAACUUUCGGAGCUUACCAAAUACCAUGUUUGAACUUUCUGAGCUGAGGGAACUUAGCUUGAAUGGUUGUAACAAGCUUCAGUCACUGCCAAUAAUUCCCUUGAGUGUCAAAUAUGUGAAUGCUCGUGAUUGUGCUGAGCUGACAGAUGAAAGUAUAAUUUGGACAACACCUAAGGGAUUUUGUUUUAUAGAUUGUCAAAAAUCUAAUGUGGGUACAGAACGCAAAGAAUACAAGUUUCCAGUAUCAAUGGAACAUUUUUACCCCCUACUUCAUGCAUCAUGUGAGGAUGAUAUUUAUCGAGGAAAAGCAUUUGGAUUUGUUUCUUCGCGUACUACAAUUCCUGAUUGGUGCAGCUACUCAAGUACUGGCUCUUCUGUUACAGUUCAACUACCUCCAGAUUUGGAUCAUAACAAUACAUGGAUGGGACUUUAUAUAUAUAUUAUUUACGAAGUGCAGAAACAGGAAAAUACUGAUACAAGAAUACAAUAUAUAUGUCAUUUUACCACAGAUGAAGAUCGAUUGGAAAUUUCCCUUGGUAAUUUUGAUGUCAAAGAACACAAUAGUGUAGGUUCACGUGGAGUUUGCAAGUAUUUACCACGAGAAUCGUUUGCUGGGCUCUUGGAUAAAGCAAGUCGAGUUGAAGCUUCAAUAUACUUGAAUAGUCCCUACGUUAGUGUGAAAAUGUGUGGGGCGCAUAUAAUUUAUAAGCAAAAUGUGGCAAAGUUUGUUAGAGACUUGUAUCCAGUUCCUAAUAAUGUCCAAAAUUAUGUCACCCAUUGUCAAGAAAUAGUAGAUGAUGUAACGAAAACUACCCCUGUGUGUGAGGUGAAAUCUAUGACAAGGGAACGAACAAUGAUUGACAUGAUUCAAUCUGCUAUUAAGCAAGAACUUAAAGGAAGUACUUUGGGGGAGCCAUCAAAUGAAGCAGAACAAGAAUUGACUUCACCAAAUCGGUUCUUGCUUCACGUUCAUGAUUCAACAAAAUCAUUUGGAGAAGAAGGCCGCAAAAGUAUCUCCACCACGGCACUGAGAAUGAAGCUUCAAUCAUUGCUUUCAAAACUUUUUCAGAAAAGCAAUGCAGGUAACUUUGAUUUCGGAUGCAUUUUUCCUCUCAAAGCUAUUUUGCCUUGGUUUGCCUAUCAAUGUGUGGGACGCCAAAUAUUUUGUUGUCUUUCUCCAAACUUAUUGGAGGACAAGAAAUGGUUAGGAUUUGCUCUCUAUGUCAUGUUUCGUAGCCGCCCACCUUUUUCGAUUAACAAUUUGGACUCAGAAUCUUCUGCUUCCCUUGUUGCUCAUUUACAUAUCGAACCAAGUGGCAUGCUACACACAGCCCGAUUUUCUCUCGGAAAAGACUGUUUGGUUGGCUCAGAACAUCGUCUUGUUGUAUUCAAUGUACCGCGUGUCCAUUUUCCACAAAUGUUGAAUCAGUGUGGGUAUAUUAGUGCUUUGUUUGCAACUUCCAUCUCAGAUCAUUUGGAGAUUGAAAUCUGUGGGAUUCGUAAAGUAUACGAGAAUGACAUGGAAGAUUUUAUCCAAACAAUAAUUGAGUGCACCAUAGAGAGUCCAGAGAUACACCAUGAGCAUUAUUGUAAAACAUUUGCAAAGAUGGAGAAGAAGAUUUUUGAUGAAGCUGAUAUUCCUAGUGAAGAAAAGGCCUUUGAUUUGGGUUAUAUUUGUUCCACUUUACCAAGGGAGGGCAAAGUUUUGCAUCGACAAGUACAAGAAGUGGAUAAUAUUUCAACUAUCAGUAGUAGUCAAUCACAGUUACCAACUGAGAAUGAGAAUGACAUUAUUAAUCAAUAUUUUUUUCGAAAAUAUUAUCAGAGCUUUGACCAAAUGUUGAGGUAUAAUGCUUGCUUUCCUCCAAGUGAAAUUCCAAAGUUGUUCAGCCAUCAAAACAAUGAUCACUCAAUUGAAAUCCAACUACCCAAAGAGAGCAAUUGGGUUGGAGUUGCAUUGUGGGCAUAUUUCUCAGUUGAAGAGUCUUUAAUUGGCAAGGUUAAUGAGAAUCAAGAGGCAGAUAAUUCCCACUUCCUUAAUUGUUAUUUGGAAACUAAUGAAGGCUUUCUAGAACCUCUUCACUCUUACCAAACCACAAAUGAAGAAAUGAAGUGGGUACCUCGUCUAGGAGGAUUCAUUUGGUUAUCUUAUAUACCACGUGGAUCAUUGUCAGAUCUGCUUAUCAGCUUCAUUGAAGCUUCAUUUGUAAGCGAAAACUCUGACUUGUUGGUGAAGAAGUGUGGAAUCCGUCUGGUGUAUGAUCAACAAGAAUUUGAGCAAAUGAUACUCCAUUCCCUGGAUUGUGAUCUAAUGCAAGAAAGUCUUGUAGACAACAACUCUGUUUUAGACGUAAGCUCCAAUCAAGUCACCUCAACAGGCUCAAAUUCAGAACCUAGUUACAUUCUUCUAAACAUAGAGGCUCAGACUCCAGUCAUGGAAAGUAAUUCAAUAGAAGAGUGGAUAAAAGAGUUGGAGAGUUUUCUUAACAAGUACUUAAAUCUUUCUCUGAUAAUAAUGCUAAGUAUUGCAGGGCAUUCAAUUUCAUACGUACCGAGCUUUAAUCCUUACUUUGGAUUUAACUUUUGUUUCCCUCGAAACAAAGUUUUAGAUUGGUUCAAUUAUCAGACUGAUAAGCCCAAACUGAGAUUCCAAAUACCACAAAAUCUAUAUGAUGAUGAAAACUGGAGAGGAUUUGUGAUAUGCGCCGCAUUUACUGUUCAUGAGCAUCCUGCUGCUGCUGUACUUGAUUCAGAAUCUGAAAAGGAUGUCCAUCUUAUGUGUGAUUUCAACUUGGGCCAAAACAUAUGUCUAAAGCCUGCUCCCAUUAUCCGCACCAAAAAAGAAAUUUUCAAGUGGUUAAUUCUUCGUGGCUUCAUUUGGUUAGCCUAUAUCCCCCACAGUGCAUUUACAGAAUCUUUGAAUGAAGUAAGCUAUGUCGAGGCUAAAAUGCAUAGCUUCGAUAGCCCCGGCUUGGUGGUUGAGAGGUGUGGUAUGCGUCUUCUGUACCAACAUGAUGUGAAAGAGUUUAAACAAGAAAUUGUCAAGUGUGUGACUUCCUUCUUUGAUGAUUUAGGCCCCAUAUUCCUAUUUUUGAGUGAUAAAAAAACGAAGAAAUCUCCUGAUUUUGACAGCAUUGUUCCUUGGAACCAAAGAACUGAUAUUGAGCUAUUAGUAAUAGACUUUCAUCGAAAUACCAUAUUUAACUCAUGUUUCACUUCAACUGAAAUUCUUGAGUGGUUCAGGAAUUAUAAAAUAGGCCCUUCAGUCAAACUUGAGCUGCCUACUACUCUGUUAUUCGAUGACAAUUGGAUAGGAUUAGCAUUAUGUGCGUACUUUUCAGAUCUUGAUCCUCAGCAACCAAAUGCCUGCAUGGACAAUUUGAAUACAGGAGAAUUUUCUCACCAUCUUAUUUGUCACUUGCAAACUGAGACAGUCAACCUGGAACAUCCACAUGUCUACCAAACAACCAACGAAGAAUUCAGAUAUUUAGACCACGAAGGCCGAUUCAUUUGGCUUUCUUACAUACCAAGAGAGUGGUUUUCGGAUGAGCAGCUAAAUGAUUGCAGUGUCAUAGAGGCUUCCUUUGUGAGUGACAGUACAAGAAGAUUGCAUGUGGAAAAGUGUGGCCUUCGCCUUUUAUUUCAGCAUGAUGAAGAUGAGUUUAAGAAAACAAUUGCUCACUGUAUGAAGUCAUCGUCACAAAAUGAGGAUCUUGUUUGCUCACUGCCUCGCAGUGGUUGUGAGGCAGGUCCUAGCAAAGGCAGCUGCAGCACUACUAAGGUGGAUCCUCACCCAGAAAGAUCAGAAAGACUUAAUCCUACAACCGUUAAAGGUAAGGAGAAACUCAUUUUCGAAUAAAACUUCAGCCAAUUGUAGGUGAUGUCACAGAUCUCUAGUUCUUGAUCAACCUCGGGUUGUCAUUCCGUUUUGUAUGUCUUCUCUCUCUCUUCCUUGUUUGAUAAAAAUGUAUUGUUUUUAACAUUCUUGGUUAAGAAGUAGAUACCCCUGAGAUUAUCUACAAUUGGCUGGAUGAGGUCAAGUUAUUUUGUAUCUGAUCUUUUUGUAAGGAUAUGGCUUGUAUUUUCUUUCAUUACAUUACAAGACAAAAUUUAUUAAGUGUUUAACUGUAAUUACAUACUUUCCGUAUCUUUUGACGGUUCUUGAACAAGAACUGUAGAGAUGCUUUAGACUUUGUCUAGUGGGAAACAAAUAAAGGUAUAUAUGAUCGAGAUACUGCUUCAAUUUCA
Messenger RNA from Humulus lupulus (European hop), 7029 nucleotides. RefSeq lists its product as uncharacterized. Lineage: Eukaryota; Viridiplantae; Streptophyta; Magnoliopsida; Rosales; Cannabaceae. The record is from RefSeq and is a predicted model, not a curated record. Gene Ontology annotation, molecular function: protein binding; ADP binding. Gene Ontology annotation, biological process: signal transduction; defense response. Bases 80 to 6640 code for a protein of 2186 amino acids. The transcript is spliced from 9 exons.